GCGACGAGAGGGAGUGGACGUGGGAGUUGGGGGAGGGAAGAUGAGAGGACCACAUCGGGUCCACUCACAGAGAAACACGAGGACCGUCGAAAGGAGCGUUUCCACCCAUCUCCCUUGGUCUUCCCGUGACGAACCGACUCGUUUCUUUUUUGUUAUCAUCCUCGCGUGCAUGAGCGUGUUUUCGAUGUACGUGGGAAGGAAAGAACGCUGCGUGGAUUGGAGAAGAUCAUUCCGGAAAUAACAUGCGUACACGCAGACCGUCACGUACGCUCGGGAGUGAAUUUGCAUUGCCGUGGGUUGAAAUACACAACAGGUCCUCAAAAUGUUCCUGAGAAUAAUGCAAGCCGCUCUACAGCGUGGUUCUGUUCAGGGUAAUAGUUGAUGGUUGUCACGAUAGCAGGAAAAACAAGGCGAGGACAUGAAAGUGGUUGCGUCAGAGCUCCUCUCCGUCAGACGACCCAGCCACUCAGCUAAAAGAUGAAGGGCGGACAUGGGCUACGUGCACAUCCAGCGUCGCAUGACGUGAUAAAAUGGAGAAUUUGGGAGGCGCAGACCUCUUGAAGCCAAGCUCUGCCUCCUGCAAAUCGGUAACCGUUUCAGCGUCUCCGCAUAGGAGGAUCAGCACCCAGCAGCUCACCGCUACACCAGCCGAGCUAGUGUACACGCGCCCGACAGACAUGGGGAUCAACGGCCUGUGUGGAGUGCGGGUCGGGGGUCCGACUGCUGACGAGUUUCUGGCGGGUCUCGCUUCCCAAAGCGACCCCCGCGGACUCACAACCCCGACCAAACAAUGCAGAACUGGCUUGCCGCUCUCCAGCGUUGGUGUAGCGUCUCUGUCUGUGGAAGGAACCCCCGCGAGCGCUUUUGCCCACACACCAAAGCCUGCACAAAUGAAAGAGACCUCGGGGGCCCCCGUGUGCCCCGUCACCAGCAGAGCCUGUCUGUUAGAGAAUGCGGACCCUGCUAUGAUAAGGAGGAUCAAUAAUGACAUAAGAGCUCGACAGCAACAACAGAAGAGGAGAGGUGGGGAGAACCGGGACUUUGUUUCUGAAACUCUUACUGGGUCAGCAGGCGUGGAGGAUCCCGUAGACGCAGUUUUCACCUCUAUGGAAUCUGACUUGAAGCGAAGGAGAUUGGCUGAUGGAAGUAUUGCUCACAAUUUUUCAGGUGCUCGACUGACAGCUGAUUGCAGUAAGAGUUCCUUGAGUGACCAGUUGAUGACUAUUCAGAGUGUCACUCCCCAGACUUCCUUCAUCCCAACAGUCCCCUCACCCCAAAUUAUCCAGCACAACAUAUAUCAGCCAGCCACCCUUGUCCUUCCAUAUGACUGCAGUCAGACACCCCCCAUGGAGGGUAAUGGAAUUCCAACACCUCCGCCGUCAGACGCGUCUGUCUGCUCAGCUGAGCGUGUAGCUCUUCAGUUCAUCGUGCCCUGCAUGAAGAACUACGGCAUCUGCAUUAAGGACAACUUUCUUGGCCCCGUGUUAGGCGAACGGGUUUUGGAGGAAGUUGAAGCCCUAAAUCAGAAUGGAAAAUUCCGAGGAGGGCAGCUGGUGAGCCAGAGGGGCAUUCCUUCUCGGAGUAUCCGAGGUGACCAGAUUGCCUGGGUGGAAGGACGCGAGCCAGGGUGUAAGAACAUCGGAAGUCUGAUGUCUUUUAUCGACGAGGCCAUCAUGUAUAGCGCAGCCAAUGGACAGCUGGGGGACUGUGUCAUCAAUGGACGGACUAAGGCCAUGGUUGCUUGUUACCCAGGUAAAGGUGCCGGAUAUGUCCGCCAUGUGGAUAACCCAAAUGGUGACGGGCGCUGCAUCACAUGCAUCUACUAUCUCAACAAGAACUGGGAUGCUAAGACACAAGGAGGAGUUCUGCAAAUCUUCCCCGAAGGCAAAAAUGUGGUCGCCAACAUCGAACCCUUGUUUGACAGGCUGUUAAUCUUCUGGUCCGACCGCCGUAACCCACACGAAGUCAAACCGGCCUAUGCCACUCGCUAUGCCAUCACAGUUUGGUACUUUGACGCCAAAGAGCGAGCAGAAGCGAAAGAGAAAUACAGGCUAGCAACAGGACAGAAAGGUGUUCAAGUGCCUGUCAGUCAGAACAGCAGGACAUGAAUCCCCGCUAAUCACCGGAGAGCCAGCAUGAAAGCACCGUGUGCCUUUCUGAGCUCUUAAUGGAUGCUAUAAAAGGACUUAAGGGAGUUAAACUGUCACUGGCUUGUGCAGAACAGACCGCGCUGCUCUAGUAAAGGUCAGCCCGCAGUCCUCCCCCGUGGAAAAUGAAAAGUUCCUGUUCUUUAGACAUCUCACUGCUUCCUUAAUGAGGACAAUUAACUGGAAAAAAGGACUCCUGUCUAUUUUGUAUGUUUGUUACUUUGCCUGUUGUUAGUAAUGUGAGGAAUGCUUUCCCAAUUUAAAGAGGAAGAACAUUCUGAUUCCAGUCGGAGAUACACAAGUCAAUCAUCAAUGGGACGAUUUGCGAUCACUUCCUGCAUAGAUGUGAAAUGGCCAUUAUGGAAGAACUGUGACUACUUGACAGUAAGGAGAUGGUACUUGUUUACUCAGUACUGUGACCAUCCACACUAAGCUGAAUUGUCCACUGAAGAUAUUGGAAUACAAGGUGGCAUAAGCGUUUCACUUGCUCUCAAUUCAAUGUAAUUGCUAUCUAACGAGAGUCUCAGCAUGAGGGAAAACUUUUCACUCUGCGUUUAGAAGUGAUGUGGACAGACACCGCUUCAUAGCCUCAACCUCAAACAGGGUCUCAUUUAAAAGUGUGUUGUGUGCAUGUGUUUAGGUGUGUAUGCGAAGCCACUUGAAACUCAUACUUGCUCCAAGAAAGGAAGUACAACAUGCAGAUGUCGACCACAUGCUGACAGAUAAUACAAUCUAUACU
Molecule: messenger RNA, 2886 nt
Organism: Hippocampus zosterae (dwarf seahorse)
Lineage: Eukaryota; Metazoa; Chordata; Actinopteri; Syngnathiformes; Syngnathidae
Gene: egln2
Product: egl-9 family hypoxia-inducible factor 2
Exons: 6
Coding region: 531-2108 (525 amino acids)
Biological process (GO): peptidyl-proline hydroxylation to 4-hydroxy-L-proline; cellular response to hypoxia
Cellular component (GO): nucleus; cytoplasm
Molecular function (GO): ferrous iron binding; peptidyl-proline 4-dioxygenase activity; L-ascorbic acid binding
Source: RefSeq, a predicted model, not a curated record